Molecule: messenger RNA, 2251 nt
Organism: Drosophila sechellia
Lineage: Eukaryota; Metazoa; Arthropoda; Insecta; Diptera; Drosophilidae
Product: zinc finger BED domain-containing protein 4-like
Exons: 5
Coding region: 898-1998 (366 amino acids)
Source: RefSeq, a predicted model, not a curated record
CCUACAUAUAUUUAUCAUGUCAAUUGUAUGCCAAAAGUAUGGGUGUUAGUGCUUUGUUUCGCACAGAUGAAUAACAUCUAACUUUUUAGAGCUGAAAGAAACAUGGCUUCAACUUAUCCAAAACUUCAGCAUUAGAUGUAAAGCCGGAAAACCAUCGAUGGCACUAUCGAUACUAUCGAUAUUUUUAAGUUUUUUCAAACCAUCGAUGCUUUUCGAAAACAAUCGAACAAUCCGCACUGGCGUCACUACCACUUUGAUACAGCGAGAGAGACAUAUUAUAGAAAGGAAAUAACUGUUUGAGAAGAUUGGUGGGGUUGGAAGAGGUUGGAGAUGGAUAAAUACUUGAAAAACCCUUUAACAACUGUGGAUAACACGAUUCCAAACCUUCAAAAGGAGAUUUAACUGGUAUGGGACCAUUUUAAGAAAACUAAGGAUGCUCAGGGAGCGGUUUUCAACAGAUGUGGUAAGCUCUAUAAAACUUCUGGGAUCGCAUCCAAUUUAUUGGAUCACUUAAAACAUGCACAUCCCGAAUAUCUGGAAGCUGAAAAGGUUGCUCCUUCCACUAGUUUGGAACGGUUCCUAAAAACUGACCUCACUUAUAAAAAUGGGUCAGCAAAAAAAAAACGGAUCUGGACAAGGCAGUAAUGCGUAUGAUCGCGCUGGAUGUCCAACCCUUUUUUUUUUGUUGAAGAUAGGGGAUUCUGCGAUUUGAUUCGAAAGCUAUACCCGAGGUACAAGGUACCCAGUUAAAGCCAUCUCAGAAAUGUUGAUCUUCCACGUGAAUAUGUAGGCUUAAAAUUGAAGUUGGAGGAGGAUUUAAGUUACGUUGACAAUGUAUCCAUUACUACUAUUACUAUUACUUUAACUAUAAUUACUAUUGUUGGACCUCGCGUGCUAAUGAGACGUAUCUCACUUCACUUCAUUAACGAAUGCUAUGGACUUAAAUCAGCAGUUUUGUCGACGCAUAAACUUGUAGAUGCAACUAACCACUGCGCUAGUAAUAUUGCGAACUCACUCAGCGCCGUUUUGAAUGAGUGUAACCUUUUUAAUAAGGUAGUAACGAUUGUAACAGACAACGACGCGUCUAUGAAAGAAAAGUGCGAAUUAAUGAAAAUGAAACAUUUACCUUGUGUCUCACAUACUUUUAAUCUAUUAGUGCAAGAUCUUCUAAAAAUAGAUUCUAUAGUGCCCUUACUAGCAAAGUGUAAGAGAAUCGUAUCGCUUUUCAAAUCGAGUUCAAUCGCAACAAAGAAACUUAAAAAUGCACAAACUUCUAAAUCACGCUAUGGACUUAUACAAGAAGUUCCAACGCGUUGGAAUAGCGCGUACUAUAUGAUUCAACGGAUUAUUUUAGUAAAUGACUCGCUUUCUGCAUUGCUUCUAAACUCAACCAAAGAUCCAAGACCAUUAUCAGCGGACGAAAUGUUCGUUCUGGUUGAGAUAUGUCAAGUUCUAGCUCAGUUUCACGAAGCCACAGUGCAGAUAUCGACAAACAAAACUCUUUCGAUUUCCGUAAUAAUACCUCUUAUUUAUGAGUUGCACCAAAAAUCAUGCAAAGUAUACAGCCAAGUAAUUUCACACCCUGCGCUUGAUAUUUGCGAGGCAGUAAAAAAACGAUUGCCAGAGCGUUUCUCGCAUUACGAAACUCGGACUGUUACUAGAAUUGCUACAUUACUGGAUCCCAGAUUUAAAAAGGACGGUUUUUUGUUUACAUCGAACUCAGAGAAAGCCGCGAAAGCUUUGCAGUUGGAGUUAUUUUCAAGUUUGUCCCGAGUUCUUUCCACACCUGAUAUUUCAACACCACCAAACACUCCACAAGAAAAAAGAAACAGUUUCUUUACUUUUUUAGAAACUAAAAUUUCAAAUAAAGUUCACUCAAACAUCAGAAUGCUCUUGAGGACAUAUUUUGAGGGACCUAAUGAGCCAGAGGAUAAGGAUCCCCUUGCUUAUUGGAUGGCAAACAGUGAGAGUCUGAAGCCAAUAACCAAACUUUUUUAAAAGUACCUGUGCAUUCCGGCCAGUUCAACAGAAUCUGAAAGAACUUUCAGUAAACCUGGUCGGAUUGUAUCUGACCGCUGAGCUUCGCUUAAACCAAAAGUAGUAGAUGUGCUACUUUUUGUGAACAAAAACCAGAAACAAUGAUCUCUUGUUGUCUUAAUAUGAAUAUAAAAAAAAAAUAUUUUGUUAUUACUAAAUAUUUUGAAUACUGUGUUAAUUUAAAUAAAGUUUGCAUUGAAGCAAAUAAAACGUU